This is a messenger RNA of Paramecium sonneborni, 7395 nucleotides long. NCBI's taxonomy places the organism in Eukaryota, Ciliophora, Oligohymenophorea, Peniculida, Parameciidae. The record is from the annotation of a GenBank genome assembly.
AUGUUAGCAAAAUCUAAUGAUUUUCGAGUAAAGACUUCAAGAUAAUAAUCAAAACAUCCUUAUUAUUAAACAUUGUAAUAAGGAGUUUAAGGAGUUUCUUAAGCAAGUAGUAUUAAGUUUGAAAAUUAGCAUUGAAAAAGAAACUUUCUCCAAUAAGAUUAAAUAAGUAUAAUGUAUUUAUGGAUUGUUUAAAUGACAUAACUUAAUAGAAGUUUGAAAAAUGCCAAUCUAGAAUAUUGUUUUAGUAAAUAGAAGAGAAAGUAAAGAAAAAUUAAUUGCUAUGUAUAUUAUUCAUACAGAAUGUUACAGUGUAUAAUAAAUAUGAUUUGCCAAAUAAUAAAGUAUAUAUAUGAGUAAUUGAGAUUCCACCAAAAUUUUCAUGGGAAGCAAUAUAUCGAGGAAAAACAUUAAUAUUAACAACUCCGCAUUAAUAUACAAAAACUUGUCAUGGAAUAGUAGACUUUAUGUUUAAAUCAAAUGCAAAAUAUCCAUUGAAGUUAAAGUUGUUGAAAGUGAAGAAUUAUGAAGAGCAAUACAUAGGGGAGAUAGAUUUGUCAGUUUCAGAUUUUGUGGAUUUUGAAGUAGUGUAAGAAUAUUAAGGAAAGAUGAUAAAGGAAACAUUUGUAUAGAAAGAAAUGUUUAAAGUAUAUAAUGAUUAAUGGGCAUCAAUUGGAUAGGUGAGUUUGAAAAUAAUAUAAUUUUGUUCUUCGAGCGUUCCAUCAAGUACUAAAUGAAUAAAUUGUAGAUAAAUCAUCGAACAUUCCAGGAUCACCAAAGACUUUAGAAUAAAGGAAGAAGCAUUAAUAAAUAGAGGAAGCAAAAUAAAAAGGAUUUGAUUGGGGAAGUAGUAAGGAUGAAGAGAUGAUAAUCUAAUAGAUUUUGGAAUAUUAAAAAGAGAUGGGAGGAAAGAUAAAAUAAAAUAUGGAAGAAGUUUAAGAGAAAAUUUUAUGUAAGUAUAUUGAUAAAACCUAGAAUUGGAUAGUGUUUUAUGUGGGUUAUUGAAAGAAUCAUGUUUUAGUGAUACUUUAAUAAAUAAACGUAGAGCAUUAACAAGGAUCAAAAGAUUAAGAUAAGAUUUAGAUAAUUAAAUAUCUGGUUUGUUAAAGUAAUCAGAAUCUUCUUAUUUGGAAGUGCUUGGCUAAUUAAGAUUAACAACUAGAUAGGGAAGAAUUAAGAAAGUAGAUAUUGAAUAGGCACUUUGUUAUUUUGGUUGUGAAGCUUCAAAAUUAUUAUUAUUGACAGUAGAUGAUUUUGGAAUGUGUUUAAUUGAUUAUAUGUUUGAUUCAGAUUCAUUGCCAGAAGUUCUUUAUUUCUUUAAUUAAUUGGGUUUAAAUGAGGAUGUUUAAUUGGAAGUCUUUGCUUAAUCAUUAUUUGAGAAUAUUAAGUAAAGACUUAGAAAGAAUCAUUAUCUAAAAGCUUUAGCUUAUUUUAUUAAUGCUUUACAUAUGUAUCCUAACAUUGGAUUAAUAAUUGCUUAAUAUGCAACCAAUCCUUAAAAUUCAUCAAUUUUAUCUCCUUUACUUUUAGAAUUCAACAUUCAAGAUUAUCAACAUGUCAUUGUUUUAUCAAAAUUGAGAAAAUUAUGUUCUAAAUUCCUUAAUUAAGAAUUACCAUUUAUGAAAUCAAUUGAAGAUUUAUAUAGAAAAGCGAAAUAAGAUACUUAUUUUAAAAUUCCUAUUCUUCCAAAAAAAGUAGAAACUUAAGAAAAAUUUGAUCUAUUAUAAUUACCUGAAUUAUAAUAAAAUAUAUUCCAUGAAAUUGUUAGAAGAAAAAGAUGGAAUCUAUUUGCAAGAUCUUAUAAACAAUUUGAAUAAUUUGUUUAUUAAAAAGAUCAUUAGGGAAUAUCACCUAUGAUGAUGUUUUUAGAGAAUGCACCAUUAGAUUAGAUUCUUAAUUUAGAUUCUCUUUAAAUUCAAACUUCAUUAAGUGGAUAAACAUCUUUACAUUUUUUGAUUAUGAAUCCAGAUUUAUCAAUAAAUUCAUUAUAAGCUUGUAUAAAUAAGUUUAAUAUGAUUAAUGAUAAAGUUUGGCUAGGAUUUACUCCUUUGGCUUUAUUUUUAGAUAGAUUGCUUUAUAAAUAGAAAAAACAUAAAAGUAGAAUCAUCAAAGAAUUGAAAGCUGCUCAAGAAAGUAAUUCUAAUAAAUGUGUAUAAGUAUUAGAAAUCUUAAGUCUUUCUGCAAUCAAUUUUAUCAAGCACUUUAAUUUUAAUAAAUACUUAUUGUAUUGUUAAAACAUUAAAAAAGAUCAUUUCUAAGAUGAGUUUAUAAAAUUGAAGCUUAAUAAACCAUUUUAAAUAUAAUAAUAAAAAAAUAAGUAAAUAAUAGAAUGGGAUAUUUUUUAUUAUUAACAUACAGUUCCAGCCAUGAUUCUAUGUAAAUUAGAUGAAUCAAUAUAAGAAUUGAUUUGGUAAUAAUUUGAUUGGAUUAAUUGGUUAUGUAGUAAGUAAAAUUAUCCUUAUGAAACUUAUUACAAUUAAACAUUAAUGGUUUCUAUUGCUAAAACUACUUAAACUUAAUAUAUUUAUCAAUAUCUUACAAAAGAUGUUUAAAUUACUUAUAGAGAUAAUGAUUAAUUUAGUAAUGAAAGAAACAACACUUUUGAUUUCUUACCAAUAUUUUAAUCUAUUUAUUAGAUUACUGAAAUAACAGCUAAAUUAAAAGACGAUAUUCAAAAAAAAUAUAAAGGAAUUUAAGAUAAUAAUAAAAAAAAGGAAGAAGAAGAUGAAAAUGUAAAUAAAAUAAAUAAAAAGAAAGAUGAUAAGGAAUUUAAUCAUUAUAUUUUAUUACAUAAGAAUAUAAAAUAAAUGUAAUAAAAUCUUGCUUAAUAAAAAUAUCAAUAAGUAUUGGAUCAAUUAAUGUAAGAGUAAUAAACAACAGAGGGUUUACUAAAAAAUAAUUUCAAAUAUUAAGGUAUAGUAAAUGACUUAAUGGUUGCUAAGAGUUUAAAUUUUGGUAAAUUCUUUCGUAAAGCUUAUGAUUCUAAAUUUCAUGACAUGUUGAAUUUUGUAGAUAUAUUAUUAAAAGCAUUACACCAUAAUAAUAUGCAAGCUGCACAUAUGGCUUUAUUUUUUGCUUAAUUAAGAAUGAACAAAUGUUAAAGAGUAGCUUAAUUGAAGAAUAAUUAAUAAGUAUUUUUAUAAUCAUUGAAUACCCAUUGGUCUAUUGAAUUAGAUUUUGGAUAAUUUUAAGCAAUGAUUAAUGAUAUCAAAGAUAUUUGUUAAUAAAAUGAAGUCAAUUAUGUUAUUUUAAUAUUGGCAAUGAAUGGAAGAUACAAUAAAUUAAAAUUGAUACAUGAUAGAAUGACAAAUCAAAAUUAUAUAAUCUAAGCUUUACCAAUUGCAGCUCAUCAAAUUAAUACAAUUAGAAAGGCACUCUAUUAUGAAAACUUAAAUAAAUUAUUAUAGGAAUGUGAUGUUAAGAGACUCUAUCCUGAAGACAAUCUUGAUUUCUUUAAACCUCCUAAAGACAAAGAAAAACUAAAACCAGAUCCAAAAAAACCUUUUGAUAAAGCCAAGCCUGUAUUUCAAAAGUGGAUUAUGGUUUAAGGAGCAUUAGUAUAUAUAAUCUUUAUUAAUACAGACUACUUAAUUGUAAUUAAUAUACAAAUAUGCCGCCAAUAGUUACCAGAGAGUUAAAUCUGAAUUUUCCAUCCUUGCAAAAUAAUAUCAAUAAUUAUGGUACUAAGAGUACUCUUAUAAAUUAAGAAGAUUAUUUCCAAGGUAAAAUUUUAGAUCUGUCUUUUAUUCUUCUAAACAAAAAGAAUCUGAUUUUGUUAAAACUAUUGAAUUAUUAAUUGAAAAGGUUCUCUAAUUAAAAUUAACACCUUCAGAUGAUUUUUUUACUUAUGUACAUGUUCAUGAUAAAUUUUCAGAACUUUUAUCCUAAUCUCCUAAUUAGAAUAUAUGUAUAGUUUAAGCAUUUAAAUCAAUGAUUAAUUUAUUCUAAUAUGAAUAAUCUAAUGAAGUAUUAUCUAGAUGUAUAAAUUUCUUAAAAAAAUAUUUAAACUCUAAAAUAUUUAAAGAUUUAAAUGAGCCUGAUACAUUUAGAGAUGAGACUCAAUUACUAACAAAGUAUUUAUCUAAAAGUGAUCCAUUAUCAACUUAAUGUAAAUUUGCAUGUGAGGUUUUAAUUCUAAUGGACUAAAAUUUUACUACUCAAGAAUUUGAAACAUUGAAUUUAAUAUAAUAACCAUAAUAAUUAGCAAGUUUAUUAUUGAAAUAUAAAACAUUGGAAAAAAGAACUUUAGGUUUUAUUCAAAAAUAUUUGAAUUCAAGUAAUAAUUAAGCAAAGUAAGCCUUACCUUUUAAUGAAUCAAAUAUGAAAUAUAUAGUAGAUUUAGCUAAAUAAGGAAUUAAUUUAAUAAAUGAAAAUGCUUUAGAAUUCUUUAUAACAAAAGGAUUGUUCAAUUAUUUAAAGGAUUACUUUUUAAGUUCAUUAAAACCAAAAGGAAUGUUAAGUGAUGAUUAAAAGUAAUUCUAUUUAGGAUUUGCAUUUUCAAGUGGUUCUCAAGAGACAAUUUAAUUAUGUUUAGAAGAUUUAUGCAGUUUAAAGAGUAGUGAAUUAAAGUAAUUUAUGUUAGAAGGUAAUUUAUUGGGUAGAGCAAUUGCAAAAGGAUCUUAAGAGACAUUAUUAUAUAUAACUAGGAAAAUAAUGAAAUAAUUGAGUUUUAGUGGAAAAGAGAUUUUAAAAUUAUUACUAAUAUAGGAUAAUGUAGCAGAAGUAUUUUAAUUGGAUAAAUAGAAGAGAUCUUUAUUCACAACUAUAUUCUUAUUAAAUUAUGAUAUAUUUUAUAAAGAGUUUUUUGUAGAUUAUUUAUAGAAGAUUUUACCUUAAGAUUACAAAAAUAUUAUGAUGAAGAUUUUGAAUGCAACAGUAUGUAAAGUAGAUGAGAAUAAUAGUUGGAGUGUAUUUUAAUUAGCAAUAAAUUGUGGAUUUUAUGAUGUGAUACAAACAGUAUUACAGUUGAAUAUAAAUAUUGAUAGUAAAGAUUUGAAGGAGGUAUUAAUAAAUAAUUUACCUUAAAGAUGGUUAUUUUAGACUCCAUAGUAAUUAGAGAAUUUGUUAAAAUAGGAACAUUAUAAAUAAUUAUAUAAGCAAUCAGCAUUAAGAUUAUAUCGAAUAUGUAAGUAUCACUUAUGUAGAUAAGAGAAAUUAAAAGAGUUGGAGAUCUGUUUAAAUUUAGCACCUCUUUAUAAUAAGAUUGGAUUAUAAUUGGAUAGUCGAGAUCCAAUUAUUAACAUUGUAAUGAAUUAAGAAAUAGAUCCAGCAAAACAGCCAUUAAUUUAUUUAUUGAAAUUGCAUUUGGAUUAAGUUGAUAAAGCAAAUUCAUUUAUUUUGGUUGAAAGUUUUUGCGAUAAACAUCCAUAGAUAACUCAUGAUAAAAUAUACACAUAAUUGAUAAAGAAUAGAGAAGCUUAUGAAUUAUUAAGAAUAUAUUAUCCUGAAUAAAAUGAACCAGGAAAUGCUAAAUUUGAUUUUGAUUUGCCUUAUGGUGAUAAUAUAGUAAAGGAAUACUUAUUAUUAUAAGAUCCAUAUUAAUUUAUAAGAUUUAUUACAACUAAUUAAUAAUUAGUAUUUUCAUUAAGAGUGUUAUAUGAUAAGAAUGAUGAUUAAGAUAAAUUCUAUAAUACUUUGAUUGAACCACAACAUGUAAUUGUUUGUGGAAUUCUAUUAUUAAUAUUAAAUCCAAAUAAGCAUACAGAAGUUGUUCAUAAUAAAUUUAAAUAGAUAUUUGAACUAAGGGAUGAUCCAUCUGCAUCUUAAGUAACUAAUAUCUUUAGAGCUAUUUUGAGAUAUUUUGAAUCCAUUGAAAGAACUUUUGUUUUUUUCUUUUCAUUAAUACAAUCUUUACUCAAUAAUUAGAUUUAUUAAUAACUUAUACAAAUAAAACCUAUUGGAGAUAUGAAUAAUUAGAUUAGUUCUGAAAAGUAAUUCUUAGAAGAUAUUAAAGAUGCAUUGAUAUUUAAUACAUUUACACUUUAAGAUAAUGUUUGGGGAUAGAUAUUAGGAUAAAGUACUAAAGUUUCACAUCCAUUACAAUCUGACAAAUGGUUCUAAGGAGUAAUAAAUUAUUUAUUAUAUAUUUAGUUAUGUUUAAUUAAAUCAUUAUUACACGUAUGUUAUUAAUCUGAAGUCAUUAUUCAUGAGAUACAAACACUUAGUAGAUUAGAUGAUUACAUAUCUACUGAUUUUUGGGGUGUUUAAUCUGCUAAUAUAGAAAUUAGAGCUGAAUUACAUCCUUCUGAAUAAGUUGCUUAACAUAAAGUCAUUGUAUUUAAAUAAUCUGAAAAUAAUACUUGGAAAAUCAAAUAUCCACUUGGAAUGGUUAAAGGUAAUAAUACAAUAUAUUUUAUUAGAUACUUAAUUUAUAUAUCCAUCCAUUCUAUCUUCAUAAAAAGGGACUGAACAUGCUAAAAAUCAACUUAUCUAAUAAGUCUUUGAUUAAAUUAAAUAUGAUAUCUUACCUAAAAUUGAAAAUUUCACAUUUGAAUCAUAUAAUCAUGAAAAUAUUUAAUAAUUAAUCAUGGAAACUUAACAAAAUACAUUUAUUACAUUAAAUCCUUAUACAUUUUAAGGUGAUUCAAUAUAAUAUAAUGGAAAAUAACUGACAUCCAAUUAUUCAACAAAAAGAAAAAAUAAAAAAGAACUUAUACUUACUCCUCUUACUAAUUAGAUUAUUAUUCAAGUAGUUUCUAAAGAUGAAUUUAUUAGAAGAGAAAAAUAUUCAUUUCUAUUUAAUUAGAUUAUUGAAGAUUCAUCUACUAAAUAUUGGACAUAUUUAAUUGAUAAAGAAAAUAUCUCAUCUAUUAAAGAUGAUUAAAUCAUUAUGGAUUUAUAUGAAAUGACUAAAGAUAGAUUAGGAUAUCAUGUCUAAUUUUAAUCAUUUGUUGAAUGUUAUUAUAAUAAAUUAGCUAGUGGACUUGAAAAAGCUACCAAAAAAUGUAUUAUAAUUAUUUCAUCAUUUUUAGCUAUCUCACCUAAAAUUUGUGUAGACAUUGCACUUUAAUGGGAUAUGUUAAUCAAAGUUAUUAAACACAUUGCUUCUUAUAUUAAAUUCACUGAUAAUAUCUGUUUUGAAAUGGCUGAAAUUGAUUAAAGAAAAGUAAUAAGUUAUUAAUUCUAUUAUUAGUCUAUAAAUAUUAAAUUAGAAGGUUUUGAUUCUAUUUUUAGAUUUGGUUAAUCUGAGCUUUCUGUAUCUAAUAAUAUUUUAGUCAUCAAAUUAAAUAUUGCUAUGCUCACUAAUGGAAACUUUUAACAAUUAUUAUAAACACAAAAUAGAUCUAAAUUAAACACUACAGAAAUUAAAGAAUCUAUUGAUAUCUAAGUAAUUUUAUUAUCUAUAAAUAGUAAUAUCUAUUAUCUAUUUUUAAUGAAUAAUAAUUGUCACAAUUAUGA